Eruca vesicaria subsp. sativa (arugula) is the source of this 1374-nucleotide messenger RNA. NCBI's taxonomy places the organism in Eukaryota, Viridiplantae, Streptophyta, Magnoliopsida, Brassicales, Brassicaceae. The record is from the annotation of a GenBank genome assembly.
AUGGAGGGGAGGUUAUUAACGGUGUUGGUCUGCCUCGUCUCUACGGUGGCUAUAGUGAACGCUGGCGAUCCUUACUUCUUCUAUACAUGGAACGUGACUUACGGAACAGCCUCACCUCUCGGUGUUCCUCAAAAGGUGAUCCUCAUUAACGGUCAUCGUCUCCUUAUUCCUGUUCCUUACGCUGACCCUGAGGAUGAUUACACUGUUCUUAUCGGUGACUGGUACACAAGUGGCCACACCGCUCUCAAGAACUUCCUUGACAGUGGACGCACCCUUGGAUUGCCUAAUGGUGUUUUGAUCAAUGGAAAGUCCGGAAUAGUUGAUGGUAAGAACUUGCCUUUGUUCACGAUGAAGGCAGGAAAGACAUACAAGUACAGGCUAUGCAAUGUUGGAUUCAAGUCUACUAUUAACUUCAGGAUCCAGAACCACAAGAUGAAGCUUGUGGAGAUGGAAGGCUCUCAUGUUCUUCAGAACGAUUAUGACUCACUUGAUGUCCACGUUGGCCAGUGCUUUUCAGUUCUUGUGACUGCUAACCAGGAAGCUAAAGACUACUACAUGGUUGCAUCGACUAGGUUCCUUAAGAAGGAACUGAGCACCGUUGGGGUGAUCCGGUACGCAGGAAGUAACGUCCAGGCCUCAGCUGAGCUUCCCAAGGCUCCUGUUGGUUGGGCUUGGUCUUUGAACCAGUUCAGAUCUUUCAGGUGGAACCUCACCGCUAGUGCUGCAAGGCCUAACCCACAGGGAUCGUACCAUUAUGGAAAGAUUAACAUCACCCGUAGCAUCAAGCUUGUCACCUCUAAGAGCAUGGUUAACGGUAAAGUCCGGUUUGGCUUCAACGGUGUAUCACACGUUGACACCGAGACACCUUUAAAGUUAGCUGAGUAUUUCCAGAUGUCAGAGAAGGUGUUCAAGUACAACGUCAUCAAGGACGAGCCAGCAGCCAAAAUCACUGCAUUGACCGUGGAGCCUAAUGUUCUAAACAUCACUUUCCGUACCUUUGUAGAGAUCAUUUUCGAGAACCAUGAGAAGAGCAUGCAAUCAUUCCAUUUGGAUGGUUACUCCUUCUUCGCAGUCGCUUCUGAGCCAGGGAGGUGGACACCUGAAAAGAGAAACAACUACAACUUGCUGGACGCAGUUAGCAGACACACGGUGCAAGUUUACCCCAAGUCCUGGUCAGCUAUCCUAUUGACAUUCGACAAUGCGGGUAUGUGGAACAUCAGGUCUGAGAACUGGGAGAGGAGAUACCUUGGGGAGCAGUUGUAUGUUAGCGUUCUAUCACCAGAGAAAUCACUAAGGGACGAGUACAACAUCCCCCUCAACACUAACCUCUGUGGCAUCGUCAAGGGCUUGCCGUUGCCUGCAAGCUACACCUAA